AUGGACUCCAGAGCACCCCAGGAUUUGGCAGGUUUGCACCAUGGCUCUGCCACGACUGCCCCAGCUGAGCUGCCUCCGUCGGGCCCGGUCUACAAGGUCUAUAAGCGGCGGUUCUGGGGACUAGCGCAGCUGGUGCUGUUGAAUAUUGUCGUUAGUUGGGAUUGGUUAACCUUUUCAUCGAUAUCAACUACUGCGGCUGAGCAUUUCCGCGUAUCUGAGAGCGCUAUCAAUUGGAUGAGCACUGGUUACCUCUUCGCUUUUUGUGUCGCCAGCCCCGUCGUGAUCUUCACUCUCAAUAAAGGUGGCCCUAAACCCGCCAUCAUCACCACUUCAACCCUCCUCCUCGUCGGCAAUUGGAUUCGAUAUGCAGGGACCAAAGCGAGAGGAGGCAUCUUCGGUGUCGCUAUGUUUGGUCAGAUCCUCAUCGGACUGGCGCAGCCAUUCUGUCUAAGCGCUCCAACGCGAUACAGCGACCUCUGGUUCUCUGACCAAGGCCGGACCAGCGCAACGGCCGUAGCCACCCUUGCCAAUCCGUUGGGUGCAGCAUUGGGAGAGCUAAUCGACUCUUUCUGGGCGACCAAACCAAGCGAAGUCCCGAACAUGGUUCUGUACAUUUCUAUCAUCGCAACGGUAGCAGCACUUCCCUCAUUUUUCAUCCCCUCCCAACCCCCGACACCUCCAAGCGCUUCAUCUGCGAGCACCAAUGCCUCCACACCUCUCCUCCCAGCUAUAACCCAACUCCUAAAAACCCUCGAGUUCUACCUCAUCCUCAUCCCCUUCUCCAUAUACGUCGGCUUCUUCAACAGCGUUUCCUCGCUCCUCAACCAAAUCCUCGAACCCUACUCAUACACCGAAACCGAAGCCGGCAUUGCAGGAGGCCUUCUAAUCAUCGUUGGCCUCAUCGUCUCAGCCAUCAUCUCCCCCCUCACAGACCGCUACAAGCACUACCUCGCCACCAUCCGCACACUUGUCCCCAUCGUAGCAAUCACCUAUAUCGCCCUGAUCUUCGCCCCGCCCAGCCCCGCCGGCAUCGCACCAUCGUAUGUCGUGUGCUCCCUCCUCGGCGCGUCGUCCUUCGCCCUCCUCCCCGUCGUCCUGGAGUACCUGGUCGAAAUCACGUACCCUUUCUCCCCAGAAAUCGGGAGCACGAUCUGCUGGACAGGCGGGCAGUUAUUGGGCGCGAUAUUCAUUCUAGUUCAGGAUGCAUUGAAGGCCGGAGAGAACGCUUCUCCGCCGGUCAAUAUGCAGAAUGCGUUGAUUUUCUCUGCUGUCGUGGCGGUCGUGGCUGCGCCGUGGCCGCUUUGUAUUGGAUGUUUUGGUCGUGAUGUGAGGAGACGGAGAUUGGAUGUUGAUCGAGGCGUGGAGUUGGGACAGGAGGAGGAGGCUGGUGAGGUGCAAGGUGAUGAUGCGGAGCGUAGAGCUGGAGCUGGGGAGGAUGAUACCAAGAAAGGAUUCUUGGGGUUGAGUGUGGCGUGGAGGAAGUAA
Aspergillus tubingensis is the source of this 1485-nucleotide messenger RNA. Its product is annotated as putative cell surface receptor/MFS transporter (FLVCR). Lineage: Eukaryota; Fungi; Ascomycota; Eurotiomycetes; Eurotiales; Aspergillaceae. Gene Ontology annotation, cellular component: membrane. The transcript has 4 exons. Gene Ontology annotation, biological process: transmembrane transport. The record is from RefSeq and is a predicted model, not a curated record. Gene Ontology annotation, molecular function: transmembrane transporter activity. The coding region runs from base 1 to 1485 and encodes 494 amino acids.